AUGGUAACAGUGGCGCACUUAUUCCUCUACCGUCUUUUCGCCGUUCUUCCGGAAGGCCAUCACUGCGUUCCGAAGAGAAAACUCGCUCAAUUGUCCUCAGCCGGAGCAAUGUACAUUAUUGGCGUUGUGCCAGCUCCGAUCGCCAGUUAUUUCCUUCUCUGCCCAGACGAAAUUCCUCUCAAGAUAAAAGUCGCCCAGGUUACCAGAUAAAUAACUUUGAAAAAUCAGUUCAAAAUUAUUUUCUGAAAGACACAUCAAAAAAAAUCUCGCAACAAACCCCUCAAAAAAUUACAAAUUGAGAAAAAAACUUUAAGAAAACCCCUUCACUUGGAAUUUCGUGACUAAGCGCUCAUUAUUGUGAAAUUUGAGAAUCUUUUUUCGGAAUUGUACUUUUUUUCUUUAUUUCGAAAAUCCAUUCCGAACUGUCCAAACUUUCAUUUUUUUGACACAAAAGCUUCAAAGUCAGAAAACUCACCUCUCCGCUCAAAAAAACUGCAAAAUGUUGCUUUUUUUGAGUCCUUAAAAACAUGUUGACAUCAAAGAACUUUUUAAAAAUUUUCAUUUCAUUUAAAAAUUACCUUUCUUGUGAGAUUCGAACCGCUAUUCGUGAGAAAAAAACCACCAAAAAAAAUUCACUUAAAAAUAAUCUGAAAAAAAUUCAGGAAUACGGCAUAUGCGCUCCACCGAACCUAUGGGACCCAUUUUUCCUUAUCCUCGACCUGAAAGAUCCCAAAAUCAUACUGGGCUGCUGUCUUUUGAUGUGUCUUUUCUGGGGGACCGGAAUCUCGUGCCUCAGUUUCACGAUCGCCGGUUUCCUACUGCUCAAAGAAUACGCCAGUCAUUACUCGGCUCAAACUGCCAAAAUGCACCGCGCAUUCAUCCUUUCUUUAAUUCUACAGGUGAUUAAAUCUUCAAUCAAUUUCUAAAAGUAUCAGCUAGAAUGCCAUAUAUAUAUAUAUAUAAGGUUUCCAAAUCGAAAAAUAAAUGAGUCCAAGAGGAAAAAGACAAAACGGAGGAAAUCAGACGGGAAAUAAGUGAUACGGACGAAGCAGGUCUUCUUUUCGGCCGUGAAAAAAAGUAACAAUAUAAAUUUAUCUGUAGGUUUAAAAAAAAAGAUCCUAGAAUGUUAAUUUGCUGCGAAAAGAGGCAAUUCCUGACUUUAAAAAAAGUGAAUCGUAACUUCGUUGGUUCUUUUUUUCUCAUCAGAGCGGAAAUCAAAUCUUACAAAAUUAAAAUUACACGCCAUUUUCAAGCGUAAUUUUUUGGAAUUUUUCAGCAGCCAUUAUUUAGAUUUUCUCGCGAAGGCUCGAUCUAGAAGUUGAAAAGAAGCAAAAAGAAUUGUUAUAGCCAUUUGAAAAAUAUGUUUCAUUUUUCCUCAAGUAAAAAAUUAUUGGCAGGUCUCGGCCCACACGAUCAUCUCGGCUGUUCCAAUAAGCGUAAUUCUAGUCAAAUGGUUCAACGACACGUUGACUAACGGUGAGCUUCUUCCUUAUGAUCACAUAAUCUGUUCAGAUUUCGUGAAUGUCAAGUAG
This is a messenger RNA of Caenorhabditis auriculariae, 1532 nucleotides long. NCBI's taxonomy places the organism in Eukaryota, Metazoa, Nematoda, Chromadorea, Rhabditida, Rhabditidae. The record is from the annotation of a GenBank genome assembly.